AUAGCACAAUGUUUGAUUCCAUGUUCUGUCUUAGCAGGAAACCCACUCUUACAGUACAGACCACAGCUCAUCUGUGAACACAUAGGCUACUGUAUUGCAGGACUGUGAGCAAAUAAUGAAAUCAGGCAGGUAUACUUUAAACACAGUUACUGGAGGCACAACUGAAUCUCAAACACAGAGUCUCUGCCAGGAUGAAGGAGAAGCUCGAGUGUGCAGAGGAAGCAGGUGUUUGGUGUGGAUGACAGUGUGUCUCGGGAUCAUUUGUGUUCUUCUGCUGGUCUUCAUCAUACUGCAUCACAUCUCCAUCACAGCAGAGAGAGAAUCUCUGUUCAAGAGUAACAAGAACACAGUUGAAGAGUUCAAUCAGACCAUCAACAGAUCACAGGAUGAGAACACUAAUCAAAUGACUGAAAAAGACCAAGUGAAGAACAACUUCAACUCUUUGAGUCAGAAGAAUCUGGAACCGAAGACCAGUGCCAAAGAUCUCACUGAUGAGAAAAUUCAGUUACAGAACUAUUUGAACUCUUUGAGUCAGAAGAACCUGGAGUUGGAGACCAGAGUCAAAGAUCUCACUGCCAAGAAAAGCCAGUUACAGGGAAGUGUUGAUGAUUUGAAUAAGAAGAAACAGGAGUUAGAAAGAAAAGUCACAUCUUUGAGUGAAGAAUUAAAGAAGGAAAAAUCUAAACAAGGAAAUCUGUCUGGUCCUGUUUGUUUGUUCAAAUCCAAUGAGUCAAAGAGCUGGUCUGAGAGCAGGCAGUACUGCAGGAAUCAUGGUGGUGAUCUGGUCAUUAUCAAAACUGAACAGAAGCAGAAGUCCAUAUCUUCAUUCAUCAAGGAGAGUGUGUGGAUUGGUUUGUCUAAGACUGAGAACAAGGGCAACAUGAAAUGGGUGGAUAAUUCAACACUGAAACAAGGGUUUUGGUAUGAACAGCCAAAUAAUGCAGGAGGAAAUGAGGACUGUGUCGAACUGAUGCCUUUAGACACCAUCCAGAACUGGAAUGAUCUCUCAUGCUCUGAGAAGAGAAAGGGGAUUUGUGAGAAAUAGGGUAUUGUCAUGUUUUUAAUUGCAUUAUUUUAUGGAAUUAAUCUUAUUGUGACAGUACAAAUUCUAAAUUCUGCUUUUAUGAUAUCAAUUUAAUUUUAUUAAUACAAUUUAAUUUUCUAUAACAUACAAAACUGCAAAUGGAUAUAAAAUGAAAAUGUAGAAUGUCAAAAUAUAUGUAUAUAUAGAUAUUGCUUUAAUAAACUUAAUAAACUUUUUAAAACAUUUUUUUAAAUUAUUACCAUUAUUACCAAAGCAUUUUUUUAUGUAAUCACUGAAGUGUGUUUCACGAUUUUGGAAAACAGAGUUUCUGAAAAAAAAAAAAAAAAAAGAAUGUUUUGAAUAUUUAUACACUCACAAAUUUCAACAAUCAGCAUAUGAAACACAACAAUGGUGGCAUGCUACAUGCCAGCAUACAAAACUCUACUCUUUAUGGCUCCCAGCAUGCAUUUCAACAUGAAUAAAUUAUGCUGCUAAAUUCUUUUACUAUUUAUAUAUGAUUUUUUAAUUGUCACAAUUGUUAAGGUUUGAAUGAUGUGUUGAUGUCUAAGUGAGUCUCAACUAUUACAAAAGAGUUUGUGUUGAUGGCUGAAUUUAUUAUUUUUGUUUAUUUGUAUAUCUUUGUAUUAACAACUUGUAAGUUUGAGUAAAACAUUAUUGAGAAAAAAA
Messenger RNA from Megalobrama amblycephala (Wuchang bream), 1711 nucleotides. RefSeq names its product CD209 antigen-like protein C. NCBI's taxonomy places the organism in Eukaryota, Metazoa, Chordata, Actinopteri, Cypriniformes, Xenocyprididae. The transcript has 5 exons. The record is from RefSeq and is a predicted model, not a curated record. The coding region runs from base 116 to 1045 and encodes 309 amino acids.